Messenger RNA from Schizosaccharomyces japonicus yFS275, 3437 nucleotides. RefSeq names its product SAGA complex bromodomain subunit Spt7. The transcript has 12 exons. Gene Ontology annotation, cellular component: nucleus; chromatin; SLIK (SAGA-like) complex. The record is from RefSeq and is a predicted model, not a curated record. Gene Ontology annotation, biological process: epigenetic regulation of gene expression. Gene Ontology annotation, molecular function: protein heterodimerization activity. NCBI's taxonomy places the organism in Eukaryota, Fungi, Ascomycota, Schizosaccharomycetes, Schizosaccharomycetales, Schizosaccharomycetaceae. The coding region runs from base 65 to 2809 and encodes 914 amino acids.
AAGCAAGCUUUCAUGCAGGCUUUAUUUAAUAGUUUUUCAAAUAAACUCUCAUUUUCUGCCUGAUAUGAUUGAGUUUUACGAUGGGAAAAAUCUUCAGAGAGUUACUAAAACUUUGAUAAAAAAUGGGUUCUGGAAAUUGUAUUUAACGGAAUAUGAAAGCAGUUUGCUUGAAAAACUGGCUUCAAACUCAGAGUGUUCCCUUUUAUUAUUCGAGAACAGCAAUGUUCAAUCCGCUAUCCAAACAUUAAAAAAUACAACAGUCGUUACUGAGCAACCAACUGAUUUUGAUGAUGAUGCUUUUUUAUUUCGAGUGCGGGUAAUGCUUUCCGAUUAUGCCAUGUCGGAGCUGCUAUAUCCAAAUCAAAACAAGGAACGCAGUCAAAACGUGGGUUUUCCCGGGUUUCUACAAUCUGCUUCUGCACAAAAUAUUAUUUUCAAUGGCUCACAGGGUUCAGGAAAUGUUGAUCAAAUGAAUGCCGAUAAUUACGACACGAUGUUCGACUCAAAAACAGAUUUUAAGGAUCCAGAUUGUCAGCAAGUUAAUCUAGCAUUGAUUGAGUCAUGUUCUAUUUACCAUAUUCUCGAGGACGACCUUGUGAAUAUAACGGAAACUCAGCGAGAAAUCACUAAAUGCAAUAAUCCUCAUCUGCAGCAGAUUCAGAAUACGGAAGAGACCAGAGAUACUAAAGAUUACAAUGCGGGAUUUAAGUUUCUUUCGGCAGAGCUUCACUCAAGACUGCACGAGCUUCCAAAACCGGCGUUAGAACUAAGAAAUAUUCUUACAGAAGUGUAUAAAACAAAAUCAAAAUGGGCAAACGAUGACAGACCGGGUCAAGAGGAGCUCUAUACAGCUGCUGAGAGAGUUAUCCUUGAUCUUCGUAAUCAUACGAAACACUCGUCAGCAUUUUUGACGAAAGUGAGCAAGCGUGAUGCUCCUGACUAUUAUGAAGUAAUUAAAGAGCCCAUGGACCUGGGGACUAUGCUGCGGAAGUUGAGAGGUCUGCAAUAUAACAGUAAGAGUGAAAUUGUUUAUGAUCUGAAUUUGAUUUGGAAUAACUGUUUAAGCUAUAACAACCAUCCUCAACAUCCAUUAAGAACACACGCUUUGUCUAUGAUGGCGGUGGCUUCUAAAUUGAUACCUUCUAUACCGGAAAUAAUUAUUCAUGAGCGGAAAAAGGAGAACGAGUUGGCACUGGACCAAGAUCCUGAAAGCGAUGAAGAAUCAUCACCAUCGAAUAAGGGAUGGUCAGUAAAAAGACCUUCUACAAUAAGUGAUGAGAAACAACAAUGUUACUCUGGAAAGUUUGAGGAUCAUAGUUCACAAUCCGCCUCAUCGAAAGUCUCGGAGACUAAGGAGGUAUCACCACAUUCUGAGGUUGAAAACGUUAGCAAUCUUAACUUAAACUGCAAAAGAAAUCUAUUACAAGAAAAGUUUUUAAAAGUAACUACAAAGGCGCGACAGAACAUUUUACAUGAGCGCAAACAAUUACUUGAUAACUUACGUUCGCAGGAACCUGUGGCAGAAAACAAUGUGUCUCCUCAACUUCUAAUAUUAUCCGGUCUUCGAGAAUCAGUGUUCUCUAGUUACCAUCCGGAAUCUUUCUCAACAUUCGCAAAAUAUGUGUCACAAUUGAAGCUAAAUAUUGAUGUAGUUUUGCGCUUGGAGCUUUUAGCAGUUCCUACUAUGCCUGGUUUAGAUGAUGCAUUUGAAACUCCAGCUUCAGGUACCCCCUUAAGAACGUCUCUAAGUCUAAGUCGGAAGUCAGGAGGUACGAUCGGUAGGAUCUUCAAGAACAUUUCUCUUAUGCAGGGAAUAAGGAAACUAUGUGCUAAGCUCUCUGCAAUACGACAAUUGCAAAUUACGCAAACGUACUACACUUCUGCUUCAAAAAGCCUUGACCACUUUGACAUAUGCAACGACGGUCUGUCGUUGCAAAUUCCAAACGACUUUAAUAGACAACCUUCAUUUUCCGUUUACUGUCGUUCGCUACUCCGCAAAUUGUGUGCAGUUCUUCUAUUUCAUUCUGGUUUUGAAGUGUUCGAAGUUGCGGCACUGGAAUCAUUUACGGAUAUUUCCAUGGACUACUUACGGAAGUUAGGAAUGAUAGUAAGCUCUUAUUCGUCAAAUUAUGUUACGGCCCCUGUCUCUUUGUUUCUGAACCAAGCGUUAAUUGAAUCUGGAAUUGAUGACUUUUUCAUGUUCACAAAGUAUCUAAAUGAUGGUCUUGAGAAAAACAACUUGAAAUUGAAAGACUCCUAUAAGCGAUUACAGAAGCAUCUAAUGGAUUUAUUGCGGCCUGCUCUUGAUUCUAGAAAGGAUGAAGAGAAAUUGUUUUCUGAUGACCGGAAUGCAUUCGUCACUGGGGAAUUUAGCACAGAAACCGGCGAGGACUUUUUUGGUUUGAAGAACCUUGGUCUCGCAGAUGAGUUUGGAUUAAGCAAUUUGAAUAUACCUCUCAGUUUAUUUCAAGGAAAGCUAAAAACAAACACGACCUGGGAAGUUGAAGGGAGUUCAAAUAACGACACUAAAAGUUAUCUUCUAACUGCUCGUUUCCCGAGGAUAACGCGUCAAAAUGUCAGCAAAGAGGUCGGGCUAAUUAAGCAAUUUUUAUUACAACAAAUGGAUAGUUUGGGAGCUAAUGAACUUCCUGAAGAUGAAGAUUUACGGCCACGAAUUAGACCUACGAGGCCGCGUUUACCUCCAAGCGGUAAAGUUUCAUCAAGUCGACCUCGUGUAACUUUGUCACUCUAUCAGACUAAUACUGUGAAACGACGCAAACAAAAAGGAAGGUCCGUAACAAACGGUUAAACAUAGUUCUCACUUUUAAUACGUUUAUACAGACGAAACAAUACGUAAUGGCACUUGCCAUUGUGUUACUGUUUUUAGAACACGUAUACUGAUUUAAUCAUUAUCAAAAACAAAAGUGCUGACAAUUGUUUCCGGUAUAGCAUCCUAAGUUUUAAUACAUAAUUCACUUACGAACAGGAGUACUUUUGAUUGCCUGAAAGUCGGUUACGAGAAUUUUGAAACCAGCUUUUCGUAACUCGCAUAGGGCUUUUGAUCAAUUCGAAAUUCAUAGAUGGUCUACAAACAGGCUCUAAAGGGAGUAAUUUCUCAAGGCAAGAAGAGUGAAUCGAUUGAUUUUUAAGUGACUGAAUGUAAAUCUUCAACUUGACAGAUACGGGAAAUGAUUAUCACGGAGACGAGGUUAUUCGUGAUCACCUUACCACUAAUUUUUUAUCAUUGAUGAAUGAACUCAAGGAUCAUUAUACUUUUGUAUAUUUGUUGAUGUGUUGUACUCAUAAACUAGCUAUUUCAUUUAAUUUCUGACAAAAAUCAUUGAAUUUCAUCGUCCUUUUAUUGUACAAUGUUUUAUUAUACUCAAGCCAAUGCUAAUUAAGUAGCAUUUCGAAAUAGUAUUUUAUUUAAUUAUUAG